Colius striatus (speckled mousebird) is the source of this 624-nucleotide messenger RNA. RefSeq names its product glucagon (gene GCG). NCBI's taxonomy places the organism in Eukaryota, Metazoa, Chordata, Aves, Coliiformes, Coliidae. Bases 4 to 624 code for a protein of 206 amino acids. The record is from RefSeq and is a predicted model, not a curated record. Gene Ontology annotation, cellular component: extracellular region. Gene Ontology annotation, molecular function: glucagon receptor binding; hormone activity. The transcript has 6 exons. Gene Ontology annotation, biological process: adenylate cyclase-modulating G protein-coupled receptor signaling pathway; negative regulation of apoptotic process; positive regulation of insulin secretion involved in cellular response to glucose stimulus.
GCAAUGAAAAUGAAAAGUGCUUAUUUUGUUGCUGGGCUCCUUUUAAUGAUAGUUCAAGGCAGCUGGCAAAAUCCUCUUCAGGAUACAGAAGAAAAAUCAAGAUCAUUCAAAGCUUCCCAGUCUGAACCAUUAGAUGAAUCUAGACAGCUGAAUGAAGUGAAACGUCACUCACAAGGCACAUUCACCAGUGAUUACAGCAAGUACUUGGACACUAGAAGAGCUCAGGACUUUGUGCAAUGGCUAAUGAGCACCAAAAGAAAUGGUCAACAAGGACAGGAGGACAAAGAAAAUGACAAGCUUCUGGACCAGCUCUCAAGCAAUGCAAUCUCUAAGCGUCAUGCUGAGUUCGAGAGACAUGCUGAAGGCACCUACACCAGUGAUAUCACCUCGUAUUUGGAAGGUCAAGCUGCCAAAGAGUUCAUUGCUUGGUUAGUGAAUGGACGAGGAAGAAGAGAUUUCCCAGACAAAGCUCUUGUGGAUGAACAAAUGGGCCGAAGACAUGCAGAUGGCACUUUCACAAGUGAUAUCAACAAAGUCCUUGAUGACAUGGCUGCCAAAGAGUUCCUAAAGUGGCUGAUUAACACAAAAGUUACCCAAAGGGACCUUUUGGAAGAAUACCAGUAA